UGGUCCUCAUCCUUUCAUCUUUGCGAAUCGCGACUGCCCUGUGCUUCUGGAACCAUCGCCCCGUCUCAAUCCCUACCGCGAGCCACCGGAUUCACACCCCGUCUCGAUCCCUACCGCGAGCCGCCGGAGCAUGCCCUGCCUUCCGCCCUAUCCGCCACACUGUCGCUAGCUGCCGAGCGCCUGGCCUCGGCCCCGAUGCGCGAGCCGUCUUCGCAAUUCGUCCAGAUCCACGGAGCGCUGCCGGCCAAAAUCCGACGUGCCCAGGCCCAGGUCCGCGAGCCCCGAGCCCGGGGAAGCAAGGAAGGAGGUCGCCGGUCACCACUCUGACCGAUUCCCGAGCGGAUCUAGCCGUUUCCCAGCCGGAUUUGGGCGUCCCAUCCCUUUCUUCACCAAGUCCGACCGUCACCUCUGCCACCGCACCGUCAACCAGCACCACCCGAGACUCUCCCUCCCAAAUCACAUCACGGUGAGCACACCCAGGGUUCCCAUAUGCUUAGGCACGCGGUUUUCCCCUUCCUCUGCGUUGCCGGCGCGGGCUUCACCGGCGACCGAGCCGUCGCCGCCUCCCCACACGUCGCCGACUGCCUCCCACCCGUCGCCAUCGGCUGGUAAUGCCUCAAACGGGUUCCCCAUCACGUUCUUAACCUUCUUCCAUUGAUCCCGGGUCGGAAUCACCGGCGGCGAUGGCUCCGACAAGCUCCCACAGCGGCCGGCAUCUCUCGAUCUCCACGGUGGCAGCAUGCGUGGGCAGACAGCGGCGGCGUACCCUCGGCUUCCACGGCGAUGGUGCAGUUGGACGGCGGAGGCCCACGCUAUGGCAGCGGUGCGCGUGGAGGACUUGAGGUGGCGGCGUAGAGGAUUGAAUCUGCCACCCGCCGCCCUCGGCCUCCACGACGACGCCAUCAACUGGCUCUCCCCACACAAGCCCCACCGGACGCGCCUCUCCCAGCGCAGCCGCCUCUCCGUGGUGUGGCUAGCCGCCCAGUUGCCUCCCUCCACGCGACAUGCCAGCAUUCCCAAACCCAUUCCGCUCCUCUGCCCACCUCAGCGUUAGGCAUGGUACUAAUCGCCACGGGCACCGCCACCGCGUGUCCGAGUACGACGAGCACCGCUAUGGAAACGAUGGCACCCCCUAGAGCUCCCCACUCGCCAGUGCAAGUCUAUCGGCAUCUUCAACCAGGCCGGCGGCCACUUCCAGAGCCAGGUGUGUGUGCCUCCACCGAUCCAAUUCUCCUGCCGUCGCUGUACAUUGCCGCUGCAUACCUAUUGCCGCUAAAAAAUCCAACCUCUUCAGGAGAACAUCGAUAGUACCUUACUCUCUCUAGCUCUACCUGUCUAGGUGCUCUUAGUUCAAUUUCUUGAUUUAAAUUGGAUGGUUGCUGUUUUUCUUUUCUUUUCUGCAGAGUACAUUUAGUUGAUGUAAGCAUAUUUGCUCUUUGUUUUCUGCAUAUUGUAAUCGGCGGCCUUGUUGCUACCUUCGCUGAUCAACUGCUUCCUCUGCCAUUGCCAUCUGUGCACGCUCCCUGCAGUGUAAACCCGCAAGGAAUUUAGGGGUUAUCCUAAUUAGAUCUAAAAUAUCAUUUAACAAUAUCAAGUUUUAGGACAUUGUUUUCUUGACUUUUUAUACAUUGCAGGUCCCGAUGUAAGGAGCGCCAUUGUAGGUUAUGGGAGCUCCAGAUUUUUAUACAUUGCCGCGUUGUCACUCAGCUGUGCCACCGGUGAGCAAUUGAUUUUUUUUUCAUGCUCUUUGCAAAGAAUUGAUCAGGAGUAUCAAUUGUUUAAUUCUUCUUCUUUCCUUUCAGAGUUCUUAUAUGAUAAUUUUUUAUGCUAAGAAGGGGAUACUUAUUCUAUAAAUCAUUUGCUUUAUUGUCAUUAUAGAGUAACACAGCUACUGAAUUUGAUGAAGAUCUGGUAUAUAAGCCUGGAUAAAAUCAACCUGUCACUGUUAUUUUCAUUGGGACUUUGUAUAAGGGAUAUAAAGGACCUCCAUUUCUCAGUAGAACAUCAAUUUGUUCUUGGUGCAUCAAUGAAAAUAUUCUUGAUAUUCAGCAUGUCUUAUUUCCAUUUAGAAAUAUCCCAAAUUUCAUUAAGGAUUCUGAUGUACUCAACUUACUGUUUAGUAUGGCUCUUUACGUUUACCAAUGAAUACUUCUCUCCCGGUUCAUUUGUAAUACUUCAUGAUGAGGACAUACUUCCCACGGAUACACGCAUUCCUCCUACCACACAACACGCUGAACAGGUGAUAGAAGGACCAAUAACGCGAGAAUGAGCACACCAACUUAAUCAUCAGGUGAACUUGUUCCUACGGCUACUCACAAAUGUUUACAAGAAUGAAUUACUAUUUAACUAUUGUGAUGAUUUUAUUGUCCUUAGGAACCAGAGAGAAGAACCACACAAGCCCAAGUAUAUAAGUAGAGGCAAGUCAAUUCGGAUUUGGCCCUCCUGACAGCAGCAAAUGAUAAAGGCUAUAACUGUUGAUUCCAAAGUAUUCUGGGGGGUCAUGAGUACUUGAUGGAAAGAUAAUUUCGUCUACUUUCAGAUGGAUUCGGCCUCAUCUCGAAAUUCUUCUUGAGCUAUCUGGAAUCGUUGAAGAGAAUCGCGUCUGUUUUUCAGUCCGAAUCAAACUUGGACCUUGUAUUAGAGUCCAAUUCGGCUUCCAGUGUUUUAACCGAAACUUCUCCUCUUCUAUCUUAUAAAUAGACAGCCGCAUCCUCUUUUAGGGUUUGAGUUUUGAUAGAAUAGAUCUAACUUUUGCUACUUUGUCUUGUAAACACGCGCGUCGGCUAGACCGCCCGAUUACUUGUUUUCGAAACCCCACCACUUCUGUUUUCAGAUUGUGCUCUUCAUCUAUAUUCGUAAUUAAGUUGCUUGUUUAUCUUGUUCUUGCUCGUUCUUCGAGUGCUUGCAGGAACAAAUAUCCUCGUGUUUAGGUUGAUCGUGCUCCGAAAGAUCACGAACAACUUCUAGAGUUGGUGUAUCGAUCAUUAAGGCGCAGGGUUCUUGGAUGGUGUAGUCAGAUCGUCAACGUCUAUUUCACCUAAAUCGACAUUUACCUCUCUCAUCGAAAGUUCGGGACCAGCGUAUCUAUCAAGUGGUAUUAGAUUUCAGGUUGAUUGGUGAGAGACUCCUAGUUUUUCUUUUUACAUUACCUACGGUCCACAAAAACUAAAAAAAUAGUAGAUUAGUUUUUUUCCUUUGUUCCAAAACAUGUUGUGCCUUUUACUAGUUCUGCGAAGUCUAGGCUGGUCUUAGCGUCUAGUCCUUUAGAGUUUUGAGUUCUAGUCACGUUUGUGUCACCACUGCAACCACCACCACCAGAACCAUCGCUGCUGCAAUCCUCUCCACCACCACCACCAGAACCGUCGCUGUGUUUAUUUACAUCAUCUGCUCACAAAUUGAGUUGUAAUCCGCAAGUGUGAGAUCUCUGCAAGUGUGAGAUCCUUGAAAAAACAAAUUAAAAAAAAGAGCAGAAGUAUACCCCUAUUAAAAAAAAGUUUUGUGCUGUGAGUUGUUUGUUUGGGAGUUCUUUUUGCUUUAGUGGAGGAUUUCGAGCUCCUGCAAAAAAAGAAAGAAAAAAAGUGAAAAAAAGAAAAGACGACGAAGAAGAAAAAAAACAAUUCAAAAGUUUGUACUUGUGUUUUCUAUUUCGUUUAUGAUUGGUGACUUCGUUUGUGCCUAGGCUCGCGUCUCUAGUACGGUCUAGCCUAGGACCAGCACAGUACUGUCGUUGAAUGAUUAUUCAACUUAUUUUGACUUAUGUGGUUCUAGUUUUUCCUUGCUACACUUUCAGCCUACCUAGAGCUCCACAAAUACGACUACUACUUCACAAGAACUAGCGACUGCAACAUCGAUACAACCAUUCGCUGGAGGUUGUUCCUAUCUUUUCGGCUGCUAUCACCUCCUGUUUAGCUGGUAAGAACAAGAGCUUGGUUGAACAGGUUGAGAGAGAGAAUUGACAUACCCACAUUCGAGUAGUUCAUAGGGCAUAUUUUUGUGAUUUUAUUGCUGUGUUGUUUUUUUGGUUUUUCACUAGCAAUGGCAGGAUCUCCGAAGAAUGCUACGCCACCGCAUUCUCCUCGUACCAGGGGCAUCAUACAACACUUUGAACGCCAAGUUAGACUGCACACAGAAGGUCUGAAUGAGGAUGUGCAAGUGACCAAUGAACGACUUGGAGCAAACAACAAGUUUGCAACAUUGGAGACUUUUGUUGGAGAGAUCAACACCUCUCUCGCGGGGAUUUUAAAGCGCUUAGAAGAGAUGGGUCGUGCCCCUCCAGUGGCUGACACCAUUGCGGCCACUAAUGGCAACCUUCGCAAUAACAACGGUGAUUUGCGCAGCGAGGUAGCAGCAAACAACGACAACUAUGCCGCUGACUCCGAGCCUGAUGAUGUGGAUGCACGUGAUCGACGUCGAUUACGUUUCAAUCACAUCGGCAUGGGUCCUGUACUUCCACGCCGCGAGGUAUGUGACAAUGAUGAAUCACUAUGAAAGAUUAAAUUCACUAUGUCACCUUUUGAUAGGAAAUAUGAUCCUGAUGCUUACCUCACAUGGGAACUAGCUGUUGAUCAAAAAUUUGAUUGUCAUGAUUUUCCAGAAGGUAAAAGGGUUAGGGCUGCCACUAGUGAAUUUACUGAUUUUGCUUCUGUUUGGUGGAGUGAAUAUUGUCGAAAGAAUCCAAAUAAUACACCACAAAUUUGGGAUGCUUUUAAACGAAUCAUGCGAGCUAGAUUUGUUUCUUCAUAUUAUGCGCGUGAUCUGUUACAUAAAUUGCAACAAUUGAGAUAGGUAGUAAAAGUGUAGAAGAAUACUAUCAAGAAUUGAAAUAAGUAUGUUACGUUGUGGUUUAGAGGAGGGAGACGAGGAUGCUAUGUCUAGAUUUAUGGGUGGUUUGAAUUAUGAAAUUCAGGACAUUUUAGCUUACAAGGAAUACAAUUCUGUCACUCGAUUAUUUCAUUUACUUGUAAGGCUGAAAGAGAAGUGCAGGGACGUCGCAACAGUACUAGGACUAAUGUUUCUGCAGGUCGAGCAAGUUCAUGGUAGCCGCGCAGUGCUGCUCCAACCAGCCGUGUUUCUGCGUCUUCUCCUACAACAGCAAGCCACGCUCUUCUACAACAAAUUCUGCCUCUCGGGCAAUCGAGGCUACAAAGAGUGCUGCACCAACACCAGCAAAGAGCGCUUCUUCUGUUGCAUCUACAGGGCGAAUGAGGGAUAUUCAAUGUGAUCAAUGCAAGGGUUUUGGACAUGUGAAGAGGGAAUGUCUAAGCAAGCGCGUCUUGAUUGUGCGGGAUGAUGGUGAGUUUUCUUCUGCUAGUGAUUUGGAUGAAGAUACAUAUGCUAUGCUUGCAGGUGAUCAUGCAGGGAGUGGAGAUGGUCAUGAUCAAGACGAAGAACACUUUGGUGCUGAAGAUGCGGACCGCUAUGAGAGCCUCAUUGUGCAGCGUGUGUUGAGUGCACAAAUGGAGAAGGCGGAACAGAAUCAGCGACAUACUUUGUUUCACACUAAGUGUGUGAUCAAGGAACGUUCAUGUCGCAUCAUCAUUGAUGGAGGAAGCUGCAAUAAUUUAGCAAGUUUCGAGAUGGUUGAAAAGCUUGCAUUGAACACCAAACCGCACCCGCAGUCAUAUUACAUUCAAUGGUUCAACAACAUCGGCAAGGAGUACACUGACGUCUUUCCAAAGGAAGUGCCAUCAGGGCUGCAACCAAUCCGUGAGAUUGAACAUCAAAUUGACUUCAUUCCCGGGAUCUCCUUACCGAAUCGUGCGCCGUACAGAACCAACCCGGAAGAAACAAAGAAGAUACAACACCAAGUGCAAGAACUGCUUGAUAAAAGAUAUGUGCGGAAUUGAAGUUGAUCAAGCCAAGGUUGAAGCGAUACACAAUUGGCCGAUUUCUACAACGGUCACACAAGUGCGAAGUUUUUUAGGACUUGCUGGAUUCUAUCGCCGCUUUGUGAAGGAUUUCAGCACCAUCGCUGCACCAUUGAAUGAGCUCCACUAAAAAGGUGUACCGUUUGGUUAGAGCGAUGCACAGGAGAACACCUUCAACACGUUGAAUCAUUGAAUGAGCUCCACUAAAAAGGUGUACCGUUUGGUUAGAGCGAUGUACAGGAGAACACCUUCAACACGUUGAAUGAUAAGUUAACACGUGCACCACUACUCCAACUUCCAGAUUUUUCAAAGACUUUUGAACUAGAAUGUGAUGCUAGUAGAAUUGGUUUGGGUGACGUGUUGUUAUAAGAAGGAAAAUCUGUUGCAUAUUUUAAUGAGAAGUUGAGUGGAUCUAGUUUGAAUUA
Molecule: messenger RNA, 6292 nt
Organism: Phragmites australis (common reed)
Lineage: Eukaryota; Viridiplantae; Streptophyta; Magnoliopsida; Poales; Poaceae
Exons: 3
Coding region: 5034-5846 (270 amino acids)
Source: RefSeq, a predicted model, not a curated record